Molecule: messenger RNA, 1266 nt
Organism: Penicillium subrubescens
Lineage: Eukaryota; Fungi; Ascomycota; Eurotiomycetes; Eurotiales; Aspergillaceae
Product: AA9 family lytic polysaccharide monooxygenase
Exons: 1
Coding region: 1-1266 (421 amino acids)
Source: RefSeq, a predicted model, not a curated record
AUGACUCUCUCUAAAACUGCAAGCUUCCUCCUUGCUUCGGUUGCGCUGGUCGCUGGCCACGGUUAUGUCACCAGCAUUGAUGUGGAUGGCACAACUUAUGGAGGCUAUCUGAUUGAUACAUACUACUAUGAGUCCGAUCCUCCAGAGCUGAUCGCCUGGUCCACCACCGCUACCGAUGAUGGCUACGUCGCUCCUACUGCAUACGACGAUCCCAGCAUCAUUUGUCAUCGUGGCUCGGCGCCGGCAGCUCUCUCUGCACCAAUAUCCCCGGGUGGUACUGUCAAAUUGACCUGGAGCACUUGGCCUGACGACCACCAUGGCCCCGUUAUCACCUAUAUGGCAAACUGCAAUGGCAACUGCUCUGAUGUUGACAAGACUGCUCUGGAAUUCUUCAAGAUCGACGCCGGUGGUUUGAUCGACGAUUCUACGAUUCCCGGAACAUGGGCUAGCGAUGAGCUCAUUGCGGCUAGCUACAGUCGUACCCUCACCAUUCCCACCGAUAUUGAGGCCGGUGAUUAUGUCCUUCGCCAUGAAAUCAUUGCCCUGCAUGGUGCUGAGGAUCUGGAUGGUGCUCAAAACUACCCUCAGUGCAUCAACCUCAAGGUCACUGGCAGCGGCACCGCAACACCCAGUGACACCCUUGGUACCGCACUGUACAAGGAUACUGACCCCGGUAUCUACGUCGAUAUCUGGAACACCCUUACCACCUAUGUCAUUCCUGGUCCCACUCUAUAUACUGCCGGAAGCACCGCCACAGCUACCAGUGCCGUGACCACUAGUUCGGCCACUACCAGCUCAGUCACCGCCAGUGCUGUUAGCACUAGUGCUUCCGCCGAGGCUGCGGUCUCUGCAAGCUCUACCGCUGAGACUACUGUCGCAUCUCAAACUACCCUGGCUACUACUUCACGAUCCGACCCCACUGGCCAAGCUCAGCCUAACCACCAUGAGCGCCCUGCCGCUGGUGGUGUCGUUCCCACCACCUCUACCGCUGAUGCGGCUGCUACUACUACCACUACUACCUCCAGCUCUUCAACUGCUACCUCUGGAGUCCUUAGUGGUGCAUGCAGUGAGGAAGACUACUGGUACUGCAAUGGCGGUACAGCCUUCCAGCGUUGCGUCAAUGGCGAGUGGGAUGCUUCGCAGAGCAUGGCUGAGGGUACCGAGUGCAUCGCCGGUAUUUCUGAGACCCUGAUCAUCUCCGCUUCCAAGAGGCGCCGAGAGGUCGCUCACAUGCGUCGCCAUCACGUUCGCGCGAAUCUCGCUUAA